CCAAAAAAGGAUCCCGCACAGUUCAAAAUGACGGUGACAGAGAAGCAGAAAAGAAGUAUCCGCACUUUUGUGUGUGAGCAGCUCCGUGCAGAGACAGAUUUAAGCACACUGACCUUAGGGAUUCUGAAGAAGCGAUACCUGGCGCACACGAGAUGUGACUCGUUAACGUCAGACGCCAAAUCGUUCAUGAAGCAGGUGGUCAGAGAGGAGCUGGUGAAAAUGCAGGACGAUAAUGAAAAAGAGUUGGAGACCGGGAAGCAGCAAAAGAAGCGGAAAAGAGAAAAGGAGAGCGAUGAGGAGAUGAACGGAACAAAAGAUGAAGCUGAGUCCAGGUCGAAGAAAUCCCGUAGUCGGUUCAGCUCGUCAGCAGUGAUGACAGAGUCAGAUGAUAAAGAGAACCUCAAAGCUGAAAGUGAAGAGGAAGAACGUGCUGAAUCUGGUUCUGAGGAUGAGGAGCAAGAGGUGAAGAAACCAGAAGGAAAGACAAACGGAAAGAGCGAACCUCCGAUGGGCAGUGAAGCGUCUUCAGAUGAGGAGGUGAACGAGUCGGGAACAAAAGAACAGGAGAGCGAGGACGCUGACAGUCCAGACGAAACAGACAAAAAGAAACCAAACGCUGCGAAGAACGAUGAGACGGCGGGGGAUAAAAGUCGAGAGGAGAGUGAUGAAGAGGAGGAAUCCGGCGCAGACGGCGAGUCAGGGAAGAACGCCACGGCCGACUCGAACGACUCCUCUGCUGACGGCGAGAAAGGAGAAACUGCAGUGGAAAAAAAGAUGAAGAUUCAUCAUCAUCGCCCUCUUCUGACGAGGAAGAGGAGGGUGCAGGAGACAAUGAAAAACGAGAAAGAAGAAAAAACCUCGGUGGAAAAAGAAGAUAAAGACUCGGGUUCAUCAUCGGCCUCUUCUGACGAGGAAGAGGAGGCUGCGGGAGACAGUAAGGAAAAUAAAAAGAAGAAUGUCAAAAAGAAGAGCGCCAAUGUGAACGGCGAGGAAGAGGAGGGUGCAGUAGAUGAUAAUGAAAAUAAAAAGAAGAAUGUCAAAAAAAAGGAGCGUGCCACUCAUCAGAGGGAUGAUGACAAAGCGCUUUCCAGGCUCAAGCGCUACAUCACUCUGUGUGGAGUUCACCGGAAUUACAAGAAGCUCCUCGGCGGCUGCAGCUCUGCUAGCACACGGAAGGCCGCUCUCAAGAAGGAGCUGGAAGAGCUCGGAGUCCACGGUACGCCGUCCAUUAAGAAAUGCAAAAAAGCUCGGAUGAAGAGAGAGCAAGCGCAGGAGCUGGCUGAGCUCGACACCAGCAACAUCAUCACCACAAACGGCCGACCCACGCGCAGAGCAGCUUUAGCGUGGCAGAAACAGCGCAGCCCUCCUUCAACUGUUCACGUGCGCUCUCUGAACUCGGGCUCUGACAGCGAGCAGGAAAACGGCGUCCUCAGAGGGGGCAGACGAGCGACGGACUGGGACAACCUGAAGGGGAUCAUCAGUGACGAUGGAGACAGCUGCUAACAGCUUCUCCUGCAGGCGCCCCGAUGUUCUCUGGAUGUUUACAUGUUGCUCUGAUACCCAAGGUGCUGACACUAUGAAUGUUUCUAAAAGCUGUCGAUGCAAUAAAUGUGUCUUUCUCCCUCUCUCUCAUUUUAAAAGUCAAAUGUCAGGGGAAGGUGAUAAAUUAUUAUUUUUUUUACAUCUAUGUUCUAUAUCUAAUAAAAGUAUUAAUUGAACAAAUUUAUAAAAUCU
This is a messenger RNA of Labrus bergylta (ballan wrasse), 1734 nucleotides long. The record is from RefSeq and is a predicted model, not a curated record. Lineage: Eukaryota; Metazoa; Chordata; Actinopteri; Labriformes; Labridae.